Molecule: messenger RNA, 11997 nt
Organism: Paramecium octaurelia
Lineage: Eukaryota; Ciliophora; Oligohymenophorea; Peniculida; Parameciidae
Source: the annotation of a GenBank genome assembly
AUGCGAAUACCCUAGGCUUAUUUCGAAAGCAUGGAGAAGCGAUUUAAGAAACAAAAACAAAAUGACACUGAGGACUACAGUUGGAUUGAAAAUACUAACAAACCCUUAAUAGAAAGGAUUUCAGAGUUUGCCAAAUGCAAAUAAUUGCAAGAUCCUAAAUACAUACGCAUUAUAUGUGAAACCAUAGACAAGAUAUUGGAAGCAGGAGUUGCUUUAUUCUAGGAAUAAAAUUAAAAUCCAUGUAUUGAAUUACUUGGAGAAUGUGAUUCUAUUUAAAUUUGGAAUUUGUGUUUAUUGUGUUGUGAUUUUAUUAGGACUUGCGGGAAUCCUAAAAUAGGUAUUCAUUUAUCUUUGAUAGAAAGUCGAUAUGAUAUUCAGCUAUGAACAUCUGGUUACUUUGAUAUUUCACAACCCUGAUUACGACUUAUCUAAGAUUUACAAAAUUGUCCAAUGUAUGCAAUUCCUCUUAGAAUCCAUGAAUACCUCUAAAGCAUGUAAAUUUAAAAGUAUAAGUAUACAUAAAUCCUUUAGUUGAAUUUUUUGAGAGAGUGUUAUUAAGAUUCAUGUACAUCAACGCAUUCUUCUAAAAGAGCAUCUAUAAUCUAAGCGAUUAAGAUUAAACAGAAUUGUUCUAACUCUAAAUGGAUCAUUGCAUUUUGAAGUUCACCUACCCUUCUGAUGACAUGAUCUAUUAUACAAGAUAUUUAGAAAUGAAUAAUCUUAGAAAAAUAUUAAAAAGUCCACCUACUACCCGUGAAGUUUAAUUUGAUUCCACCAAAAACCCUUAUGAGCAAUCCCUUUAAAUAGUUAAAGAGAAUAACCUUUAAAAAGAUAGUAUACUUUUUGAUUAAGUCUUCAUUCGAUUGUUAAGUCAUUAUUCUGGCAAUGAACUAUUAAUCUAGAAGAUGUUUAUCAGCAAUUAUAUCUUUCAUUUCAGAUGUGCCUUCCAAGAACUUCAAUUAAUCAACAACAAAUUAAUGUUUGACAUCACAAAUAGAUUAAUAGAUUAAAAAGAUUAUCUAUUUUUAUUAAUUAGAAUGAUAACUAUCAAUAAAGAAGAAUCACUAAAUGAUAUUAUGGUGUAAAGUCUUCAAUUUAUAAAAUCAAAAUAAAUAUAGCUGUUUGAACAUAAUACAUUUUUAGAAAAGUUAUGGCUAUUUGAGCUUCAAGGAAUUCAAGACUCCUUGAUGGAAUGGAAACAAGAACUAUAAAUUGCAGAGGGGAGUUUCUAUGAAAUUAAAUUGUCUUUAAGUUCUAAAUUUUAAUAGAUAUUCUUUUAAUAAUUGUUAGAUUAGUAAUUUACUUAACUCUUCAAGAAACAACCAAAUUAUCAACAAUGGAAUUGCAUGAUAAUUCAAAUCAUCAAGAAAUCAUUUUUGGAAGAUGGAUCAACUAAAUUACCCUAUCAUAUUUUGAAUCCCUUAUUGACUUAUUCUGUGAACUUGAUAAUUGAACUUCCUGGAAACAAUCAAAAUUAAUAAUUAGACUAUUAAUUAGAAACUUAAAUCAUCCAAGGCCUAUUAGAAAUCCUAAAGAAUUGCUGUAAAAAAAAAUAACUCCAACUUCAAAUUCGAGGCUUUCAAUUACUUAAUCUACUAAUUGCUUAUUAUAAAUAAGAAUUUGAUUAAGUUUAAAUCUAAAAUGCUCAAUCCGAAUUCAUGAUGCCUGUUCCUGAAAGGUAUCACAAAUUGUUAUCAGAUAUUUGGUCGAAUAAAAUAUUGGAAGAUACUUUGCAUAUUAACUCAUAACUAAAUGAAUAACUAUACACAUAUUUGAUAACUUUGUUAGCUAUGAAUAUGGGAGAGAACCCAGGCAGAGUCAGAGAAUUCUAUGAAAAUAACAGUUUAUAAUGCUUAGUAUAAAGAAUAAUGGAGCUGUUGAAGAUAUGUUCGCGAGGAUCUCAUUUGAUUGUAACCAUAAUUAAUUUGUUGAUUGCUAUCAGCACAAACGAAUAAGCUAUUUCAUUGGCAUUAUCAUCAAAUAAUGAAAAAGAUCAAUAAAAACAAGAUAAUCUAAUUAAAUAGAUAUUUGAUAAAUGUUAUUUGCCGUCAAUAGAACUUCUACAUGACCCAACAGUGAGUGAGGACUUUGCUAAAAAGAUCAUUAUGCUAUAUAGCCAAAGUCUAUUGGCCAAAAAGCAAAUUGAAAAAGUGAUCGAAAAUACCUUUGUAUCAAUAUCCCAAUUGGUUGAUUUGAGCAAAGAUAAAAUUGAAGAUAUUGUAAGCAAUCAAGAAAAGUUAUCAUCAUUUUAUGGAUAUUCUAAGAGUCUCCAAGCUCUGCUGUAAUUAUUUAUGCAACUACAACCAGAGAAGAAAUCAUCCUCGUAUCGAUAAUUUUAAGGAUAUGAAGAAUUAUAACUGGAAGAGGCUUAAAGACAAAAAGAUCACUUAUUCAAUUCAUUGCUAAAGAACCAAAGGUUUGUUGAAGCCUUGGAAAAGAUUAUAAUGAGUCCAAUUCUCAUUGGAAGUAAGAACAAGGACAAGUAUGUGGAACAUUAUGUUGGAAUCUUGUGCAAAAAAAAUAAAUUGAAUCCAUUUACUUCCUUAUGGAAAGAAUUGGAUCUGAUAUCAUAGAAUUAUAUGAUUAUUGGAGAUCAAAAAAUCAUAGACAUAGGAAAACUAGUUGAUUACGAUGCCUUAUCAGUUCACAUGACUUAUAAGUACUUCUUUAGAAAGAUCAUCAAGCAUAUAUCACCUUAAACUUAUAGAGGCUUUUAUAUUUUGAGUCGCUUCCAUCUUAUUCAUUAUUUGAUCAAGAUUUGUGUAAGUCAAGGAGGAAUAUAGUAUUAGGAUAUCAAUUUGCUAAUCCCUCAAUUAUUACAAAUAUAUUUCUUGUCAUCACAACAUGCUGGGUUUCAUGAAUCUAUCAUGAUGUUCAUGGCAGCAAAAUCUCAGAUUUAGAAAUUUUAGAGUAGUUAUGAUGAAGAUACUCAAAUAAGAAGGAGAAUUAGCAAAGAUAACUUAAUACCACUUCAAGAGUCAUGUUUGGAUUUAAUAAAUAAAUUAUAGUAAUAGGCAACUGCAGAAUCAAAAGAAUUUCUAAUUAAAAAGUAUGGAGAAAUAACCCAGUUAUUCUUUGUUAAUUUCAAUGAAAAAUAUCAAUAAAUUAAAUAAUCUCAAGGCUUAAAACUAAUAUCACAUGUUACUUAUAUGCAGGAUAUCCUUAAAUCAUUCAAGUUCUUUUUGAAUCUAUUUCAAAAUUUGGAACAACAAAAUCAACCCAUAUCAUUUACUUUCAUUUGCUAUCAAAAUAAGUCUUUCUAUUUAGAUAUAAUUGAUAUGAUGAAGUAUUUAGAUGGUAUCUAAAAAUUACCUUGUAAUAACAACAAAGAAUAAGAGAUUGUUAAGAAGAUUCUACCUAGUUUUAUUGAAGCUCUUAAUUUACACAUAGAUAAUAUCAUCAAGCAAUCAAUAUUCAGAAAAAUGCUUUUGGAUAAAAUUUAAUUGUCUGAUCAUUGCAUCAUUGAUCCAUAAUAGUUAGAGUAAGUAUCCAAUGAAUUAAUACUGUCUUAAACUCAUUUGCUAAGAUAGAUGAUUGACUUACUACUUUAGAGCAAUUGUGAAGGCCCAUUAAAGAAUUUAUUUGAACAACUUAUCCAAAGGUUUUACCUAAUGAAAGACACUUAGAUCUAAGACUUCCGUAAAGUAGGUGGCUAAGAAUAGAAGGAUCAAGUCCUUGCUUAAAAAGAACUAAUUCAACUAUUAUAGGGUAAUGAAGUAAAGGAAUAGAAGAAGUCAAUAUUUGAUAGACCAGAAAUCAAAUUGAUUUUGGAUAAAAUAUGUGAAAUGGGAAUUAAUUAGAAAUUAGCUAAGAAAGCCAUUUAAAGAGUGGAAAUUCCAGAGCCAUCAAUGAUUGUAGACAUGAUAUUUAAUGGAAGGAUAUCUGACGAUGAGGACGAUUUAGAUGAUCUACUAUUUGAAUCAGAAUUGAAAAAUGAAAAUCCAGAUACUUAAGUAGUCAAUUAAUAAAUCUAAAAUGAAGUCAAGAAUUAACCUGAAUAAGAAUAAAACUAAAAGAAUAUGACUGUGAUUGAGAGUGAAACCUUUUUGAAGAUAUUAAAUGAAAAUUUCCCCUUAUAUGAUCCAUAAUUGUCAAUAUAGGAUAGAAUUGCUUAGUUGAUAAAUAAUUUCUAAUAGAAAUUAGAUGAAACAAUCAAUUCACUUUUAGAUUAAUAACUGACUAAUUAAAGACCGAAUAAUACUCAAUUAGAAUAUUUAUUCACAAUUGCAAAAAAAUAAUAGCACAUUCAAAAAAUAUUGGAUUAUAUCUUUGUAUCACUAUAAGCUAUGAGAUAGGUGUAAUAGACUUAAGAUUUAAAUUAAAAAAUGAACUUGUUUUACAAUGCUUUAUAAUGGUUAGCACUCUUAUAAUAAAUAUCUUAAUAGGAGCAUGAGAAAAUAUAUUAAAACGUGGCUCUAAUUGAUUUGGAACCUUAAAAAGAUUUAAAAUUUGUAUUAUCAUUUUAGGAAAUGAUUAAAUUUGGAUUUGUUUUGCUUUAGGAAAUAAAUGAUCAAUUUAUAAUCUACAGUCAAAAUGAAUAUGAACAAUUAAAAUAAAUAAAUGUUAAGGAAUUGAGCUAUGUUGAAAUUUUUAAAAAGGCCUAAUAAAUAACAAACGAUCUGAAUGUUUUUUAUGAGAUUAAAUAUAGCACUCUGAGAUUAUUUUGCAAAGAACUAUAAGAAGCAUAGAAAUACUUAACAAAAUUUGUGAUGAAUUUAUAAAACAAACAUGAUCAAUUAAUAGAGAGAUAUUGGAAUUAGAUUGAAAUAUACGUGUAAUUCUUAACUUAAAUAUGCACAGUUAACUUGCAUCUCUAAGAAGAGUCCAACAAUGCUUAAAAUCUACUCACAGAUUUUGAUACUUUUAUAAAUAACGAUUAUUCUUUAAAAGAAUAGAGAGACAAUAAUCAAAAUAGCAUUUGCUUAAAAUAAUUGAUCGAGAGAAGAUUCAUUUCUGAUAAAUCAGUAAUCACUUAGCUGCUUUAAUGUUUAAACAACUUUGGAUUGCAUAAUCAAAACAAAUUAUAUCAAAUUCUUAUGUAGAAAUAAAAACAAGAUAACUAAUCAUUGUUGGAUGUUUUAUUGCAUUACAAAAUCUUUUCAAAUACCAAUGAAUAAGAAGAAUCAUAGCCAGUAUUUUUAGAAAAUCUAUUGUAUUUGAUUGCCAUUGACAACAGAACAGCAAAUGAUCUAACAUUACUGAUUUUAAAAUAAGUUAUGCUGAAUGAACAUAUUGAUUGGCAUGCUUAAUAAAUUAAGGGCCUAGAUGAAUUAAACUAAGUUCAGAUCCCCCAAAAAUAUAUUGAAUGCCCAUUACAAUAUUUGCUAUAGUACUAUCCUGUUUUGGUUAAUAAUCCAAUAGUUUAUAGCACCAUUAUCGAGUAACAAGGUCUUUCAAUUACUGAUAAGUUUUGCGAGUUAUCAAGAAUUCAUGCAGCUAAACAAUCCUCUUUGUAAAUAACUGGGAAAUUAACAAAGGAAUAAGAAAAACUAUUAAAGGAAAAGGAGAAAGAACUUCUGCAACAGACAUAAACUGAUAUAGUAAUCAGAUAUGAAAUAGAUCAUGUGAUAGAACCGUAAUUAAAUUCCAAUAUAAUAAAUUUGAUAAACAUUAUAGCCUAAACAAUAGUUGACAGAUUCUUUGAAGAGAACUUUGUUGAACAAUUAUUCAAUAUCAAAUUAACAAAAUACAAAGAGGAAAACAGAUCUUUCUUGUAUGGAUGGGAUCAAUUAUUGAGAAUAAUUGAGAUGCUCAUAAUCAAGAUUCCUUAAUUGAUAUUGUAUUUACGACAAUUGAAAGUAUAAUUGCCUGUUCAAAUUAAUAAUGAAGACAGAUAAGUUACCUUCCUAGAAUUCAUAAUUAAAUAUAUGACCUGGGUAGGAAUUGAUAAACUGUCCAGUUUUAUGAAUAAUUACUUAAGUGAUAUCAAUCUGCUCUCGGUUGGCUAUGGCGUAACUUUGGGCUAAGAGGUACUCUAAUUAUUAUUGAAUGAAUUGAAAAUUGAUCACAAUAAUAUUUUAAAGAAAUAUUAUCAUAUUUUGUAAUUGCUCGUACUUUUCACAUAAACAUUAACCCUUCAAAAUUGUUUAUUAAUUUUGACUGAUUAACGAUCACAAUUGAAUAUUGUCCCUAAAAUUAUCAGUACAUUAAAUAGUGUUAGAGAAUGUGAAAAUAAACAAUUUGUCAAAUUAUAUCAAUAGACUAUUGCCAAAGUAUUGGAACCAUUCUUAUAAUCUCAGGUCUAUUUUGAACAUAUCAAAUAAGGAAGAUAUGGAGACAUAUUUAGAUUACAACAAAAUAUUGCUGAAAAUUCCUUCUAAUUUCAUUAUAUCCAUUGUCUAAGGAAUUAAUUGAUUUCUUAUCAAUUAUACCCUAGUUUUAAAGGUCUUCCAGGUUCAGCUUAGCAUUUUGUAUCUCAUCCUUUAGUCUAACAAACACUGAAGGAUGAACAUCAAUAAGAAAUUGUUUGGCCUUUAUAUCAAUCUAGAAAGAAUUUCAAUAAUCAGAGACAAAAUAAUCAGAAACAGUAAGAUGAAGACUUGAGUGAUUCUGAUUCAGAUUAGGAUAUUUUAUAAAUAGAGAACGCUCAAAUCAAAUAUAAAGCUAAUUACUCAAAUAUUAACUCUUGGGGUGACUAUUAUUCCUACGAUAGUGAUUUUAUGACCAAAUGCAGUGUAAAUAGAGAGGAAGAGAAACAUCACAAAGAAAAUCAACAGAAUAUCUUUCCAUAAAAAGACUUGAACAUCCUCUUUUGUAGUCUAGAUCAAAAAUUCUACAAUUUCCCAUUACCUAAUUUUUAAAUUACAACCCAAAAUAUAGUCUAUUAAUAACGUGAUUACAAAACUUGGAUCACUUCUGUUGUUGGUCUUUAUUUCAGUUCCAAUGAAUAUUUUGAGAAUAAAAAAUAAUUAAUCUCUAAAGCUUAUGAAACUCAAUUAAAGCAUACUGUUGAGUAUAUUCACGCUAUAACUAGAUUGCUUCUCUCAUAAACAAUCUAUCAUAUUAAAUAAUCUGAAGAAUUACAACAAUAUUUAUCCUAUUAUUUAAAUGGAUCAUUAAGUUAUUUGCAAAUCCAUUCUGGAAUUCCAUGCUUUUAUUCCAAAUUUGGUCAAGCACCAAAUCAACUUUAGCAAGAUUACUAAGCAAACUCCUUAUCAGUCAAUGUCAAUGAGUCAUCUUUAUAAUAAUACAGAAUUUUAACCUAAAUCUCUUGCAAUGUUUUACAAAGUAGAGUAGUUUUGAAUGGAAUGCCGAAUGAUUUACAAGAUUAAGGAUAGCUAAAAGCCAAAUUAUAAGGUAUACUAUAUCCUGAAGAAAACAUCAACUUAAAAGGAAAAUUAAUAGAUAUCCCAAAGAGAGUUUUGAUUCUCCCAAAUGAGUAGCAGCUUCAAAUUACUGACAAUAUAUUAUUAGAGAUGUUGAUGUCUCUACUGAUGGAUUAAAAUAGUUUUAUAUAAUUUCCUUUUAAUCUCUUACGUUAGAUUAGUAAGUGUUCUCGAUUGGGAUUCAAACUACUUAUCCAAUUACUCAUUUUAUAUUAAGAAUAGAAGAACAACUUAGAGCUUACACUUAAAAUUUUGUAUUUAGUGAGUUAGAAAAUUCCAUCCAAUAACUUAAGGGAUCUACUUUCUGAAUAAUUAUCAAUCAGUCCAAUUCUUAAUAAGAGAGAAAAGGCUAAUUUAGCUAAAGGAUAAUAAAUUAAAGAACAAUUUAUAAUAGAAGAGGAAAACAUAGAUGAAUAAUCUUAGGAUGAUGAUCUUGAAAAUCCAUUGGUCUUUUUGAUUAACCAAAUUAAUAUAUAUUGCGAGAAAAAUAUUUCAUUUAUGACACUAUUUCAUAAUGCUGAAUCCCACAUACCAAUCGAGAAAAGUAUUUAAAUUAUUUAUUAUCUCUAGAUAUCCUGUUGACUCCUCUAUUAGCUAAUCAAACCAACUUGCAUCUGUCUUACUUAAUUUAGAUUAUACGAGGAUCUCUAAUGAUCACAACAGAAGAAAAGGAAAAAGGGAAAAAGGCUGAUGAUGAGAAUCUUUAUAAAAUUAUGAGGAGAUAAGCAGCUAUUUAUAAUGGUGGAAUAGAUGAAAGCAAAAUUUUUGAUUUAUUCUCCUAACUAAACAGAAAUGAGGAUACAUAAUUCCAUGAUUUAAUCUUCAAGUAAUAUGGGGAUAAAAAUCAAGAAUCUUAAGAUACUUGGGACUAGACAUCCUUUACAUUUAAAUCACUUUAAUUUAGGUAAAUUGAGUAGUAAUCACAAAUCAGAUAAGCAUCAAAUGCAUAAAUCAUUUAAAUGUAACCCCCUUAGGCUCCUUAACCAAGAUAAAUUAUCCCUCCAUUUCCUAUAUCUUCGAUGUCAAUCUUACAACAGCAUUAGUAAUUACAACAGUUUUAAUUACUUCGAUAACCUCCAUAAUAGGGAUAAUAAAUGAACUAAUUAAAGAUAGCUGAUGAAAAACAGCAAUAACAAUAAUAAUAAUAAUAAUAAUAACAAUAAUAAUAAUAAUAAUAAUAACAAUAAUAAUAAUAAUAAUAAUAAUAAUAAUAAUAAUAAUAAUAAUAAUAAUAAUAAUAAUAAUAAUAAUAAUAAUAAUAAUAAUAAUAAUAAUAAUAAUAAUAAUAAUAAUAAUAAUAAUAAUAAUAAUAAUAAUAAUAAUAAUAAUAAUAAUAAUAAUAAUAAUAAUAAUAAUAAUAAUAAUAAUAAUAAUAAUAAUAAUAAUAAUAAUAAUAAUAAUAAUAAUAAUAAUAAUAAUAAUAAUAAUAAUAAUAAUAAUAAUAAUAAUAAUAAUAAUAAUAAUAAUAAUAAUAAUAAUAAUAAUAAUAAUAAUAAUAAUAAUAAUAAUAAUAAUAAUAAUAAUAAUAAUAAUAAUAAUAAUAAUAAUAAUAAUAAUAAUAAUAAUAAUAAUAAUAAUAAUAAUAAUAAUAAUAAUAAUAAUAAUAAUAAUAAUAAUAAUAAUAAUAAUAAUAAUAAUAAUAAUAAUAAUAAUAAUAAUAAUAAUAAUAAUAAUAAUAAUAAUAAUAAUAAUAAUAAUAAUAAUAAUAAUAAUAAUAAUAAUAAUAAUAAUAAUAAUAAUAAUAAUAAUAAUAAUAAUAAUAAUAAUAAUAAUAAUAAUAAUAAUAAUAAUAAUAAUAAUAAUAAUAAUAAUAAUAAUAAUAAUAAUAAUAAUAAUAAUAAUAAUAAUAAUAAUAAUAAUAAUAAUAAUAAUAAUAAUAAUAAUAAUAAUAAUAAUAAUAAUAAUCCAAAAAUGAGGAAAUAGACCAAAAUGAAUUAAAUUAAUAAAUCCCAAAAAGAGAAAGAAAAGUUAGUGCCAAAAUUUCUCAUGUUGAGAUUGAUAUCAUUUCCUCUCUAUGCAAAAAUUUAAAUAAUCCACUCUUGAGAGAAGGAAAUUCCAAUGAAAUCAUUAAUAUUCUAAACUCUUAUGCAAAUGAUAAAUUAAAAAUUGAACAUGCCAUAAAUGAAUUAACCAAAUAUAUCAUUUAACAAUCCAAAAUUUUCAACUUUGAAUUAGACAAAAAAAGAAAAUAAUUAAGAGAAAUUACAAAACAAAGAGAAAAAAUUUAGGAUUAUGAUCCUGAAUAAGCAUAAUUUUUAAAUACUUAAGAAAAUGAUAUUAUCAAAGAGUUGAACUAGAAAAUUCCAGAUCCAAGUAUCAUCCAAAGGUGCUUUGUUGCAAUAACAGGAUUCCUUAAUCUCAAUCUAACUUUGACUGAUUAAUAAAAUAAAUAAGUUAAUAAACCAAGUUCUACACAAACUAGAUAAUAAAUUUAAAUGGAUAAAAAGAAGUAUAAAUUAACUCAGCAGGGCAAAAGCGUAGACUCUUCAAGCGAUUUUGACACCUAAGCAAAAAAGGACAUCAGAGCUAGAUUUAUUAAUGUUCUAUAAACUAGAUAAACCCAUCAUUUAUGGCUGAAUGUUGUGGAAACAUUACUAUUGAUUUUUAAUUACAAAGGGUCGAGAUCAUUAGAAUUACUAUAAAAGAAGCUCUAUCCUCUUUUGGAAUGUUUCUUAAGGCUAUAUCAGAAUGUUCAUGAAGAGUUAAAUUCCUAAGAGCAUUCCGAGAAAACUAAUGCAGAAACAAACUUUUUUGAGAGAAAUUUAAGUGGUUCAGCAACUAAUUCACUUUAAUUUGGUUUAUUAUAAACAUAAACAAUGCAUUUAAAGCGAUCUUUUUCAUCAGUAAGAAACGAGAAUGAAAUGUAGAUGAAAAUUGACGAACUAUUCACUUAUUUAUGCAUUAAUGGCAAGAGGAUUAUCAAUUAUUUGAUUAAUCAGAGGUUAUUACAAAUAACUUAUGAUCUAAAAUAGAGUCAUUCAUUGAAUCCUAUAAAAUUAUUUAAGGAAGCAGAUCCAUUGGGCUUUGUAUUUUUUAAGAUGAGCUAAAUUGUUUCUUUUGAGAAUAAGAAGCAUUUCUUUGAAAUGGAUUUGGAAACUUUAAAAAUUAAUGACAAACCCAAUUCAAGAUCAAGAGGAAGAUAAGGUGAAACCAUUGAAUUUAAUGUUGUAAGAGAAACAAGAUUGUAAUAAUCAUUAGAAAAGGUAUUGUAAGUUGAAAAAAAUAAAUUUAGAAAAUGUGAAAUUAAAAUUAGAUAUCAAGGGGAAAGAGGAUAAGAUGAAGGAGGAAUCAGGAAGGAAUGGAUGACCAAUCUUGUUAAAGAUAUAUUAUAAACAGAUAAGUUUGAACUAACCACAAAAAGGUUUUAUAAAAUAAAUUCUAAUAAAAAGUCUGCUGAAGAUAUGAGUCAUUAUAGACUUUUGGGUAGAAUAGUAGCAAAAAGUAUUUAUGAUGGAUUAUUACUACCUGUUUAUUUCAUUCCAACUAUAUUUAAGAUGAUACUUCAAAAAAAACCAAGUUUUGAUGAUUUAGAACAUUACAAUGAAGGAUAUUAUGACACAUUUAUUAAAUUUAUGAAUGAUGAGACACAAGUUUAAUAUAAGGAUUUAUUUGAGUUUUGGAUUCCUGAAGAAUAUGCAUAAUUAAUUGAAUAAAACAAAAAAUACAUCUUUGCUGAUCUUCUAUAAGAAUAUUUAGAAAAGAAUCCAAUCGAAACUAAAUAAGAUUAACCAACUGAAUAACAGAAAUAAUAAGAUUAAUAAUAACAAUAAUAGUAAUAAUAAUAGUAAUAAUAGUAAUAAUAAUAGUAAUAAUAGUAGUAAUAGUAAUAAUAAUAAGAAGAACAAUUAUAAUAAGAGAAAUAGCACUAAGGAGUUCCUUUUAAAUAAGAUCUGAUGCAAUAUUUUAAAUAAAAGCAGCAAGAAAAAGAAGAACCAAAAUAAAAGAAAUAAUCGGAAGAUAUAACAGCUGAAGAUAUGGAAAAUAGAGAAAAGAAAAGAUUAAUAAGAAAGAAUAAAAGAAAAUAACUAAGUGAUGAAGCACUUAAAUAAAUUAAAUUAUAAGAUGUAUUCUUAUAAUUAUAAUCUAAUGUUACUGUGAAACAUAAAAGACUUAUCUGUGAAGUUAUAAGUAAAAAACUGAUGAUUGAAGAGAUUAAAGGGUAGAUUCUAGUGUUAAGAGAAGGAUUCUUUGAUAUUUUACCUAAAGAAUAUUUUUCUUAUAUGGAUUGGAGAGAUUUGCAAAAAUUAAUUAUUGGAGUGCCAUCAGUUGACGGUAAGAAUUUAUAAAAUAUAAUUUAGUUGAUGACCUUCAAGCGAAUACAGAAUAUGUGAAUUAUGAAAAAAACAAUUAGACUGUUUUGUGGUUUUGGGAAGUAUUAAAGACUUUAAGCGAUUCUGAGAAAUCUGAUUUCUUAAUGUUCUCAACUGGAAGUCCUUUAGUUCCAUUCGGAGGAUUUAAAAAUUUAAGAGGACCAAAUGGACCAAAAAAGUUUUCAAUAUCCAAAGACUUCAAUUCGGAACAUUUUAUUAAAGCCCACGCAUGGUAUCAUAAUUUUGUUAAUUUUUUAGUUUUAAUCGAAUUGAUUUGCCUGAAUAUAAAUCAAAAGAAAUGGUUAGAGAAAAACUAUUGAAAUCAUUAAAGGAAUCUGGAUCAGGAUUUGAUUUGAGUUGAG